Molecule: messenger RNA, 1059 nt
Organism: Anastrepha obliqua
Lineage: Eukaryota; Metazoa; Arthropoda; Insecta; Diptera; Tephritidae
Product: chromosome-associated kinesin KIF4-like
Exons: 3
Coding region: 291-848 (185 amino acids)
Biological process (GO): microtubule-based movement; mitotic spindle organization
Molecular function (GO): microtubule binding; microtubule motor activity; ATP binding
Source: RefSeq, a predicted model, not a curated record
UGAUGAUAUUGGUAAAUACGCUUGCAUUUCAUUUUCAUUCAAAUAUUUGGCAUACAAGUGUAAAACUAAGUAAAAACACGCGUUCGAGUGUAUAUUUUGUAAAUCUAAGAGAAUUUUUGAAAAAUAUAUACUAUAAUGUGCCAAACUAUAGUGAAAUUUCCGAGAGCAAACAAUUACAAAGUAUUUAUUUCCGCAAUAAUUGGGAGUUACAAAGGUUGUUCCUGACUCACUCCCUAACAUCUCCACCAUGUUUCAUUAAAUAAGUCAUUAUACUUUGCAUAAAAUUGCCCAUGUUGCAUUAUACCAAGCUCCACGCAAGUGUUCCUUUAUCAGAUAAGCUCCGCGGGCAAUCUAUUGUAGAAAUGCGCGAGAACCGUAAUGGCAUUGUUAUGCCUGGACUAACCGAAACGCAAGUGUCAUCAGUUCGAGAAACAACAGACUGUCUUUUGCGUGGCUCAUCAGGCCGCGCUGUUGCGGCUACUGCAAUGAACGAGCAGUCUUCGCGCUCACAUGCGAUUUUCACUAUCACCGUUGAGGCCACCAAGAAAGACGAAAUGAGCACAGUAACUACUUCAAAGUUCCAUUUAGUAGAUUUGGCUGGUUCAGAACGUUCUAAAAAGACACAAGCUACAGGUGAUAGUUUUAAGGAGGGUGUUAAAAUAAAUCAACGUCUUUUAGCCCUGGGAAACGUAAUAUCAGCACUUGGUUAUAUUUCAUCUUCUAAUAAUAAUUCACUUGCACAAAGUUUGUGUGAAGCAUGUGGAUCUGAAAUCAAUGCUGAAAUUGGAGACAAAAACACUAUUCCAGACCCAUUGACUACACAUUUAGAAAAAAUAUUUAGCUUCUGAGGAUAUCAGUCAUCAAAACCUCUGUAUUUUUUGCGGCAAAAGCGCGAAAAAACACAAAGGACAACGACACCGCUUCAUGUAAGGCGUUUUUCAAUAGGUGCGCUUCAACUGUAAUUUGUAAACUUCAUUAGCAUACAUUUCAUCAUGGAACGCUACACACUUGAGCAACGAUUGCAAAUCGUGCAAAUUUUUUAUGAAAAUAAUCGUUCUG